Molecule: messenger RNA, 420 nt
Organism: Copidosoma floridanum
Lineage: Eukaryota; Metazoa; Arthropoda; Insecta; Hymenoptera; Encyrtidae
Source: RefSeq, a predicted model, not a curated record
AUGACAAAUACUUACUGCAUACUGUGCAAGUGGGGAGAACCACAUUGUUUUAAAUUUUCUUGGCUUGGGCCCAGAUUUGGUGCAGAACAAGAUAGAAAUUGUUCUGAUCCCAAGUUUAAAACCAUUCCUUGUAUCGAACCAUUUGAAGUUAAUCCAUCACUUCCAAAUUUCACCGACAUAUGGCACAAUAAGAAUCGAUCGGAAUAUGGAUGUCUUUUAAGACCAGGUUACAGUUGUGUAAAGUAUACGUACAAAUUCAACAAUGCUAUUGUCAACAGCUCAUUUUUUUGUGGAAAAAUGGUACGAGAUACAAUUAAUGUCAUUGAAAAAGGUUGCUUCACUCAAAAGGUAGGUGGUUACGAAUUCGAAGCAUGUACUUGCAGAUCAAAAAACUCACGACAUAUACCGUGGUACAAAUAA